GCAAAAAGACAAACACUUAGUCAGUUUUGGGAACUUUAUCGGGAACAAAGGCGUCCUCAGGACAAGAGUAAAGCUAGAGACUAAUGUGAAAGUCGCUGGUUUAACUUUGUGUUAAAUUGUAGUCGAGUACAGCCGAACGUUAGCUUAACGUUAAGUCAGGUAGUUUUUAACGUUAGCUACGGUUGCAAAGGUAAGAUGCCGUCCCGUGUUGAGGAUUACGAGGUGUUGUUAACUAUAGGCUCCGGUUCCUAUGGAAGAUGCCAGAAAAUAAGACGAAAAUCUGAUGGCAAAAUCCUGGUGUGGAAAGAGCUGGACUAUGGCACCAUGGCAGAGAGUGAAAAGCAGAUGCUGGUGUCAGAGGUGAACCUCCUGAGGGAGCUCAAGCACCCGAACAUAGUGAGGUACUACGACCGCAUCAUAGACCGCACUAAUGCCACGCUCUACAUUGUCAUGGAGUACUGCGAGGGUGGGGACCUGUCCAGCCUCAUCACCCGAUGCAUCAAAGAAAGGCGUUAUUUGGAGGAGCUGUUCGUCCUGCGAGUCAUGGCACAGCUCAUGUUAGCCCUGAAGGAGUGUCACAGACGCAGUGACGGCAGGGCCACGGUUCUUCAUCGAGACCUGAAACCAGCCAACAUUUUCCUCGACAGCAGACAGAACGUGAAGCUCGGAGACUUUGGCCUCGCGAGGAUCCUCAACCACGACACCAGUUUUGCAAAGACAUUUGUCGGGACACCUUAUUACAUGUCUCCAGAACAGAUGGACCGAAUGUCAUACAAUGAGAAAUCAGAUAUUUGGUCACUGGGGUGUUUGCUGUAUGAACUCUGUGCAUUAUCCCCUCCGUUUACUGCUUACAACCAAAAAGAGCUGGCAGAGAAGAUCAGAGAGGGGAAGUUCAGAAGAAUCCCGUACCGAUACUCUGAGGAACUGAACACCUUACUCUGCAAAAUGCUCAACCUGAAGGACUAUCUGAGACCCUCUGUGGAGUCCAUUCUCCAGAGCAGCCUGUUGGUCGACGCCGUUGCUGAGGAGCAGAGGAGGGCACAGGUGCGACCCCGAAGGAAGUCAGCGGAAUCUGACUGUCCUGUUCACAAGCCAUCUGAACCGACACCCGCCUCUGCCGCAGAGCUCCGGCUCAGAGAGCAGGCGCUGCGGGACAGGGAAAAGGCGCUGAAGGAACGUGAGGAGAGACUGGAGCAAAGGGAGCAGGAGCUUUGUGUCCGUGAACGACUGUCAAAUGAGAAGCUCGCAAGAGCAGAGAGUUUACUGAAGAACUACAACCGUCAGCAGCGGGACCUGGCUCUGCUCUACGGCAAAGACAUAGACGGAGAGAACCUCUCACCUGGCAGGAAGAAGGUCCACUUUGCUGGUGAGAGCAAAGAGAACCAGCGGCCUGCCGGUCGUCAGAGUGCGAUGUCACAGGAGCUGAUUUUGAGGAGGCUGCAUGCGGCCAAUCUGCGCGCUCAAACGCUGAAUGAGGUGGAGAAGACCUGUCAGUUCAAGAGCAGGCAGAUACUCGGCAUCCGCUGAUCAAACAGAUGUUUUCCCUGUGACUGAUAUGUGAAAGCCUCCAAAAGCUAGGAGUCAAUAUAACUGGUUUAGUUUUAUUUAUUUGAUAAUUCAGUAGCUGUGAAAGUAGUGAAGCCAAAUGAUUCAAUCCUGUGUAUUGUUGUUUAUGUGUGUGUUAUUGGAAGCUCUCUGGUUUCAAUUUUAUUUAGUUUGACAGUUGGGU
Molecule: messenger RNA, 1729 nt
Organism: Plectropomus leopardus (leopard coralgrouper)
Lineage: Eukaryota; Metazoa; Chordata; Actinopteri; Perciformes; Serranidae
Gene: nek2
Product: NIMA-related kinase 2
Biological process (GO): protein phosphorylation
Molecular function (GO): ATP binding; protein kinase activity
Source: RefSeq, a predicted model, not a curated record